This is a messenger RNA of Varanus komodoensis (Komodo dragon), 1986 nucleotides long. RefSeq names its product DiGeorge syndrome critical region gene 2 (gene DGCR2). Gene Ontology annotation, molecular function: protein binding. NCBI's taxonomy places the organism in Eukaryota, Metazoa, Chordata, Lepidosauria, Squamata, Varanidae. Bases 66 to 1703 code for a protein of 545 amino acids. The transcript has 10 exons. Gene Ontology annotation, cellular component: membrane. The record is from RefSeq and is a predicted model, not a curated record.
GCCGCCGCCGCCGCCCCUCCGCGGGGCUUUAUGCUGCUGCGCUGCGGAGGAUGCACGGAGGAUAAAUGGUGCCCAAGGCGGACAGCGGCACCUUCCUCCUCCUCUUCCUCCUCGUGCUCAGCAUCACCGAGCCGCUGCGGCCAGAGCUGCGCUGCAUCCCAGGGCAAUUUACCUGCCGCAGUGGCUCCAUCCAGUGCAUCCCAUUGAACUGGCAGUGUGAUGGAUGGCCCACCUGUGAGGAUGAGAGUGAUGAGAUUGACUGUCCAAAUUUUACAGGUGACCAGCGAAUGUACCACGUGAAGGAGAAUGUAGAUUCCAGACAUAACCGUGGAAGAGGAGGGGACACGACCCGCUUUCACACAGUCAACGUGGCCCAGCCGGUUCGGUUUAGUAGUUUCCUAGGGAAGUGCCCGUCGGGAUGGCAUCACUAUGAGGGCACCGCCAGCUGCUACCGGGUGUACCUAAACGGCGAGAACUACUGGGAUGCCGUGCAGACGUGCCAGAGGGUGAAUGGCUCCCUGGCCACCUUUACCACGGACCAGGAGCUCAAGUUUAUCUUGCAGCAGGAGUGGGACUCCGAAGAGAAGGUCUUUGGGAAGAAGGACCAGCGCAGGUUCUGGGUUGGAUAUCAGUACGUAAUCACCAACCGAAAUAAUUCUCUAGAAGGUCACUGGGAGGUUGCUUACAAAGGCUCGUCAGAAGUCUUCCUGCCCCCCAACCCUACAUUUAGUACAUCCGUAUCCGAAAAUGGAAACAUCCUUUGUGCACAGUUUCAGUGCUCCCACUACCCGGCCCUUCGACACCGUGGUUUUCACAGCUGGUAUGCUGAAAACUGCUAUGAGAAAUCUUCGUUCCUUUGCAAAAGAAGCCAAACCUGUGUGGAUAUUAAAGACAAUAUUGUUGACGAAGGCUACUAUUUCACCCCCAAAGGAGAUGACCCCUGCUUAAGCUGCACGUGUCACAAUGGCGAGCCAGAGAUGUGUGUGGCAGCCCUGUGCGAGCGGCCCCAGGGCUGCCAGCACUUCCAGAAGGACCCCAAGGAGUGCUGCAAGUUCACCUGUAUAGAUCCUGAUGGCAACAGCUUGUUUGACUCCAUGGCGAGCGGCAUGCGGCUCAUCGUGAGCUGCAUCUCAUCUUUCCUCAUCUUGUCUUUGCUGCUUUUCAUGGUCCAUCGGCUGCGGCAGAGGCGCAGGGAGCGCAUCGAGUCCCUGAUCGGAGCAAACCUGCAUCACUUUAACUUGGGCCGAAGGAUGCCUGGUUUUGACUAUGGCCCAGAUGGUUUUGGAACUGGGCUUACUCCACUGCAUCUUUCGGAUGAUGGGGAAGGCGGAGCGUUCCACUUCCACGACCCUCCUCCACCCUACACGGCUUACAAAUACCCAGAUAUUCAGCAUCCAGAUGACCCACCGCCACCUUACGAGGCUUCGAUCAAUCCGGACAGUAUCCUCUGUUCUCCUCCAGAUGGCAUGCAUUCGCAGACGGGGCAGAACAAUCAGCUCUCGCUAGGGAACGGGGACGUGUCUCCGCCACUCACAGAGGAGUCCCUUCCUCCUUCGGUUGGCCCUUCCCCAGUGGAACUGGCAGACUCUGCAGACAGCAGCACCCUCCUGGUGCCUCCCGGUACACCCUUAAGCGAAAGCACGCCGGCAGAGACCCUUUCAGCCCCCCGCCACAGUCGCUGUUCUCUCAAUACCAUUGUAUAAAGGAAAAUAAUGAAAGGAGAAAAAAAAAACCCUUACUGCCGGUCAGAAAUAAAUUUUGCACAACUCUUUGCACAGCAGAGGUAUGGACGGACACGAAUCCAUGGAUCGAACUCAGAAAUAAGCUCCACUAAUUGAUUUUGGACACUACUUUUAUGUUCUAGUUUAGAAUUGUGCCUAUCGGCUGUUGCUGGCAUUUCCAUUCUGGCUGUGUCACCCUCUUGAAAAAAAGGAUUAUGAAAGCUGCACUUUUUCUACUGGCUAUGGAAAAAGAGCAGAAGAUGUU